Molecule: messenger RNA, 1287 nt
Organism: Leptosia nina
Lineage: Eukaryota; Metazoa; Arthropoda; Insecta; Lepidoptera; Pieridae
Source: the annotation of a GenBank genome assembly
AUGAAUAAAUUUAGUUCACGUAGCAAUUUUUCUUUAGAUAGCCUUGAAACAGAUUUAAAAAAUAACCCAAUACCUAAAAUAACUACACCCGAGGAAAACAUGGAAACAAUCCUAGUGCCUUUUUAUGAAAAAGAUGUCCUUAUAAAGGUGCCACGGCUUUCAAAAGAAAAGAAACGUGAUAAGAAAAAUAAUAAAACAAAAAAAGAAAGUGAACCAAAGAGCUACCUCGUCAACAAAAAUGUUCAACAAAAUAAAAAAUCAAGUUAUUUAGACUUAUUUAGGAAGCAAUUCAUCGAACAUACUGUAUGCAAAAAGAAACAGACAACGGAAAUACGCUCUAUGUCCCCUCAAGUUGGAGACACUGAAAUAGGAAGUAUAGAAGACGAAGUGAACCAAAAUAAUAGUUCAGAUUUUUAUAAUACUGAAGCAUAUAAUGAUGUUUACUAUGAGAAACUUAUUAAUCAAGAUAUGGAAUUUUAUUUAGACCAGUCUCUAGAAGAAUUACAAUUUAGUCAGGACCUUGAAUAUAAAUCCCAGGAUGAAAUGGAAAACUUGAAAAGUGUUUCUGAAGUGUCCCAGAGACGAGAACAUAGAAGACGUGCUACAGUUCAACCGAUGCACGACAUGAAACUAGGUGGCUUAGGGCCAGAUACAGAAAAUAUUCGACCAAGAUUAGAAAGAGCAAGAAGCCUACAGAGAUAUUCUGAAAAGGUGAGAAUGGAAAAUCGUCUUAGAAUUUACAAAAAAGCAGUCGAAGAGGAGAGCAAAAAGAAUCUUGAACGACAAGCUUCAACCAGCAAACCUGGAUCGGCUAAGAAAAAUGUAAAUAAUGACGAUCAUACAAAUUCCUAUCUGGUAAAUAAAAGCAUGAAAGAGAAAUCAUCGGUGAUAAAAAAGAUUUACCACGGUAAGUCAAGGUCAGCAAGUGUUCAAAAUCAAAGAGCUAGAGAGAAACCAACAAACAAUAAAAUGUCUGCAGCCGCGGAUGAACAAAAAACAAGGAAAAGCAACACUGCUAGAAAUAGUGGGUCUGUUAGAAAUAUGAAUAAAACAGAUUCUAAUUCUAACAACGGAAACGAUAAAAGAAGAUCUAAAGGAACAGAUAAGGGAAACAAUACAGAUAACGACAACCAAUAUACAGUAAAAAAAGUUCAACCAGUGGAGAUAAGCUUUCUGGUAAAUAUCGAUACAGGCUUGAGGCCAUCCAGUGCUUUGCGUAAGUUAGAAGAAAAGCACAGACUGUAUCAAGAAAAGGUUAAGGCAUUUACGUCUGACUACAGAAAUUAA